AUGGCGACUGGCACCGCCGCCGCCAGCGCUUCCGGCGACCCUGCCGCCCACGCGGGAGCCGACGCCUUGGAGUCAGGCGCCAGCCUGCUGCGGCGACGCCACGCCGGCGGGCUUGCGGGCGCGGACGACGACGACGACGGGGGCGGCAAUGCCGAGGAGGUGGUGGUGGCCUCGGUGGAGCAGGAGUUCGCGGACAAGCCCGUGCCGUCGUGGCGGGAGCAGCUGACGGUGCGCGCCUUCGUGGUGGGGUUCAUCCUCGCCAUCUUGUUCAGCGUCAUGGUAAUGAAGCUGAAUCUCACCACCGGCGUCAUCCCCUCGCUCAACGUCUCCGCUAGCCUUCUCGGCUUCUUCCUCGUCCGCCUCUGGACGAAAGCAAUCGAGAGCAUGGGCUUGCUGAAGCAGCCCUUUACGCGACAGGAGAACACCGUCAUCCAGACCUGCGUCGUCUCCGCCUAUGGCCUCACCUUUAGUGGUAAAACCCCUGAACCAUUCUGGCGCUAA
Miscanthus lutarioriparius is the source of this 501-nucleotide messenger RNA. The record is from the annotation of a GenBank genome assembly. Lineage: Eukaryota; Viridiplantae; Streptophyta; Magnoliopsida; Poales; Poaceae.